Molecule: messenger RNA, 5659 nt
Organism: Hypomesus transpacificus
Lineage: Eukaryota; Metazoa; Chordata; Actinopteri; Osmeriformes; Osmeridae
Product: metabotropic glutamate receptor 4-like
Exons: 11
Coding region: 1287-4025 (912 amino acids)
Biological process (GO): regulation of synaptic transmission, glutamatergic; G protein-coupled glutamate receptor signaling pathway
Cellular component (GO): membrane
Molecular function (GO): adenylate cyclase inhibiting G protein-coupled glutamate receptor activity
Source: RefSeq, a predicted model, not a curated record
AUGGAGAGUUGUGGAAGGCUUUUGGAAAAAAACUGACUAUUCAACAAAUCUAAAGAACCGCAUCACAGCUCUGAACAUUCCAAAUAUGUCUACACCGCAUUUUUCUUUCAUUAUCAAGUUAUUCUGCAUGUGCUUCUGGUCUGGAGCCAAACAGGCUUAGCCGUAACCAAGCUAUAGGUGGAAUGUAGCAGGUGGUCGAAUCUCAAAUAGCUCGAAAGAAGUGCAACAGAACGUCCAGAGGAUGGCUGACAAGCUAGCCAACAUGUUUGACAUCUGAUCCCGUUAUCUGAUUGCGUCGUAGUAUAGUCCUUUGCGUUGCGAUCAAAAACAUUCAGUGGGCGCUUUUUUUCUCCAUUGAUUGGGUAGCGCUGUCUCCAUUGUUCGGGCGUGGGAUGAGAUAUUUUCACGUGUUCUUUUCAUCACCAAAUCUGUAGGAAAGGCUACACCUCUUAACUAAUAGCUAAUACAUGAUUUGUGUAUCAGUUAGAUUAUGGCUAUGUGACAGUAACAUGCAGCGAAAGUUAGGAGUUUAGACUUUCAUAACCUCUUGUCACUGUACAGCGCUCCAGUGGUUUGGGUAUCGACGUAGCUUGCACGGAAGGAAUGGAUUUCUUUUGGAUAUUUUAAACGUCGUUCAGUUUUAUACACGUGGACUACAUUCCACAAGUCCAAUCCAUCACCACGCAUCGACGGGAACAAUAAUUUGCCUCCCCAUCGAGAUAGUUUUUGCACUGGAUAUGAUUCAAUUCAUCAAAAGAGUAUUCUUCACAUGCAGGAUAACACGGAGAUCACCCCAACCCUUCAGCCCUGAACGGGCCUGCUGCCACUGACACCACCCAGACCUUCCCCCCGGGAGCACACUCCAACCUCCUGAUCGCAGAGGGACGGAGGUCUGUCCUACCUGAGGCCCUCUGACAGAGAUCUGCACAGCCACCGAGGGUAAACGACAACAGGAGGAGGAGAGAGGAGAUAACUACCACGCUGGUGAGAGGAUGGAGUGAGGGAAGGAGAGAGGUGGUGAGAGAGAGAGACAGAGAGAGGGACAGAGACAGUGAGAGAGAAAGAGAGAGGUGGAGACAACAAAACAACGACAGAUAAAUUAGCCUGUGCAGGAGCCAAGCUCGUAUUCUGAUUUAACCGGCCGCUCCCAGGAGAAGACAUGGCACCCCCUUGCUCCUCCAGCUUCAGGAGCCACUAACACCCCCGUCUGGACACACCCAGGAGCAGCUGGGCGGUGCCCCCAGAUCUUGCCAGGCUUGAGAGGGGAUCCUUGUUGAGCUGAGGCCAUGGCUCUGUGUGUUCUCCCAGGGUGUUUCUCCAGUCUGUUCCCCCUGCUGCUUCUCCUCUGCAGCUCUCUGACCUCCACCCAGGCAGCCCGGCCCAAGGGCCCUGGACACACGCACCUCAACUCCAUUCGCAUCGACGGGGACAUCUCCCUGGGAGGGCUGUUCCCCGUGCACGCCCGGGGCAACGAGGGCAAGGCCUGCGGGGAGCUGAAGAAGGAGAAGGGGAUCCACCGCCUGGAGGCCAUGCUGUUCGCCCUGGACCGCAUCAACAACGACAACUUCCUGCUCCCCAACAUCACGUUGGGGGCGCGCAUCUUGGACACCUGCUCCAGGGACACCCACGCGCUGGAGCAGUCGCUCACCUUCGUCCAGGCGCUGAUCGAGAAGGACGGGACGGAGGUGAAGUGUGUGGGCGGGGGGGCGCCCCUCAUCACCAAGCCUGAGAGGGUGGUGGGCGUGGUCGGAGCCUCUUCCAGCUCCGUGUCCAUCAUGGUGGCCAACAUCCUGCGGCUGUUCAAGAUCCCUCAGGUGAGCUAUGCUUCCACAGCUCCAGAGCUGAGUGACAACACUCGCUACGACUUUUUCUCCCGCGUGGUCCCUCCAGACACGUACCAGGCCCAGGCCAUGGUGGACAUCGUCAAGGCCAUGCGCUGGAACUACGUCUCCACCGUGGCGUCCGAGGGCAACUACGGCGAGAGCGGAGUGGACGCCUUCAUCCAGAAGUCCCGGGAGGACGGUGGUGUCUGCAUCUCUCAGUCCGUCAAGAUCCCACGCGAGCCGAAGGCAGGAGAAUUCGACAAGGUCAUUCGUCGUCUCAGAGAAAACCCCAACGCCAGGGUGGUCAUCAUAUUCGCCAACGAGGAUGACAUCAGGAGACUACUGCAUGCAGCCAAGAAGGCGAACCAGACGGGUCACUUCAUCUGGGUGGGGUCGGACAGCUGGGGCUCCAAGAUCUCCCCCGUGCUGAACCAGGAGGAGAUGGCAGAGGGAGCUGUCACCAUCCUGCCCAAACGCCAGUCCAUCAGAGGGUUCGAUCGUUACUUCAUCAGCAGGACGCUGGAGAACAACAGGAGGAACAUCUGGUUUGCCGAGUUCUGGGAGAACAACUUCAGCUGCAAGCUCAGCAGGCACGCGGUGAAGAAGGGCUCGGGGCUGAAGAAGUGCACCAACCAGGAGCGGAUAGGGAAGAACUCGUCGUACGAGCAGGAGGGGAAGGUGCAGUUUGUGAUUGACGCGGUGUACUCCAUGGCCCACGCCCUCCACAACAUGCACCUGGAGCUGUGUCCGGGAGCGGUGGGGCUCUGCCCCAGGAUGGACCCAAUCAACGGGACCCUGCUCCUCAAACACAUCAGACGCCUCAACUUCGCAGGCAUCGCUGGAAACCCUGUGUUCUUCAAUGAGAAUGGAGAUGCUCCAGGUCGCUACGAGAUCUACCAGUUUCAGAUAAGGAACCAGACAGCAGAGUACAAGAUCAUCGGACACUGGACUGACCAGCUCCACCUCAACGUCCGGGCCAUGCACUGGCCAGGUAGGGUCCAGCAGGUGCCCUCGUCCACCUGCAGCCAGCCAUGCCAGGCGGGCGAGAGGAAGAAGACAGUGAAGGGCAUCCCCUGCUGCUGGCACUGCGAGCGCUGCGACGGUUACCAGUACCAGGCCGACACCUUCACCUGCAAGCUGUGCCGCUACGACCUGCGGCCCAACCCCAACCACACCGCCUGCGUGUCCAUCCCCAUCGUUAAGCUGGAGUGGAGCUCUCCCUGGGCUGUGGUGCCCCUGCUCAUCGCCGUUGUGGGGAUCCUAGCCACCGUCUUCGUGGUGGUCACCUUCGUACGCUACAACGACACGCCCAUCGUCAAGGCGUCCGGCCGUGAGCUGAGCUACGUCCUCCUGACGGGGAUAUUCCUGUGCUACGCCACCACCUUCCUCAUGAUCUCCGCCCCUGACGUGGGCAUCUGCUCGCUGCGCAGGAUCUUCCUGGGGCUGGGCAUGAGCAUCAGCUACGCCGCGCUGCUCACCAAGACCAACCGCAUCUACCGCAUCUUCGAGCAGGGCAGCAUGUUGGUCAGCGCCCCACGCUUCAUCUCCCCCGCCUCCCAGCUGGUCAUCACCUUCAGCCUGACCUCGGUGCAGCUGCUGGGCGUGGUCAUCUGGUUCGGCGUGGAUCCCUCCCAGGCCAUCAUCGACUACGAGGACCAGCGGACGUCCAACCCGGAGCAGGCUCGCGGCGUGCUGAAGUGCGACAUCUCCGACCUGUCGCUCAUCUGCCUGCUGGGCUACAGCAUGUUGCUCAUGGUGACCUGCACCGUCUACGCCAUCAAGACCCGCGGCGUCCCUGAGACCUUCAACGAGGCCAAGCCCAUCGGUUUCACCAUGUACACCACCUGCAUCAUCUGGCUGGCCUUCAUCCCCAUCUUCUUUGGCACCUCGCAGUCCACCGAGAAGAUGUACAUCCAGACCACCACCUUGACCAUCUCCGUAAGCCUGAGUGCGUCUGUGUCUCUGGGCAUGCUCUACCUGCCCAAGGUGUACGUGGUCCUCCUGCACCCCGAGCAGAACGUACCCAAGCGCACCAGGAGCCUCAAGGCCGUGGUCACCGCAGCAACCAUGUCCAACAAGUUCAACCCCAAGGCCAGCCUCCGCCCCAACGGAGAGGCCAAGACAGAGCUGUGUGAGAGUCUGGAGACCCAAGCCUUUGCCUCAAAGCAAACCUACAUCAGCUAUAGCAACCAUGCUAUCUAGGAGACGCCAUCAUUAUUUUCCUGCAGGAUUGGCACCUCACUAUGGACUGUUAUGAAAGAGAGAAAGAGAGUAAGCAGCGAUGACGAUGACAGAGGUGUUUGCUACACAGACCACAGUAGACAGAUCAAACAGAACUGAUGAACCAGCAGAAGACCUCUCAGGACCAGAUCAUGAAUAAUCCUGAAUGUCCAUCUUCCAUCAGCCAACACGGAACACCAACGCUGGUUUGUUGGGAGGCUGGGCUCUUUAUGUGGGUUACCUUGGAGCUACGCUUUGUCGCCAUGACGUCCGUACCUGGGCGUAAUGCAGCGACAAGCCACCAACGCCAGUAUGUGUUCAGGUGGGACGAAACGCUGGUUUUGUGAUGUGUGAUAAAUGUUGUUCUCAAAGCUUCGCAGAGACGUGGCAGGUGCAGCAGAAGGACACAUCUGGAUUCUAUUGAGAAGGAUGACUGGCGGAUGUUAGUUUCUAAACAUGUUCAGAGAGAGAGAAAAAAUAUAAUCACUAAGAAAACUUUUCAUAAAAUGUUGGAAAACUGAAUGAUUCCAUGAUUUGUUUCGUUCUUUUCCCCUCUUAAUGUCUUUAUUGAGUUGACAAAAAUGAAGAUGGCAACUAGGAAGAUUGGUCAUUCUUGAUUUUAAGCAUGCCAGUUUGAACAUCAUGUGUUGUGUUGUUAAAAGAAAAAAAUAAUCUUUGGAAUGCGUUCAAACUCUGUGUCGUUGCAGCUGUUUGGCCCAGAUUCUGUUGUACGUAAAAAUCGACCUGGUGAUGGUCUAGUGAGUGAUAUUUGUUUAUUUGUGCUCGAGUACGGCCCCAUUAUGACCAGCAAGCAAAGCCUGUUACUGACCUCUGCAUCUGUGCUUUCAUCUUGUGGGCCACAGCUGGAAGCCUUAGAGGGUUUUAUUCUUUUCGUAGCCCAACAACCAUCUGUCCUCAUGGACUCUCCCUCACUGCCAACAACCUCUCCCCUGUCUACAGCAGACAGGGUCACACAGCUCAUCUAUACUCCAGUAGACGUGCUCCAUCCAGGGUAUGUCAUACUGUUCUCACCCUGGUCGCCUACAGGAACGAUUGAACGUUGAUUAAUUAGUUGAUUAAUUAAUCCACACCGGCUAAUUGCAGAAAACAGGACUAUUAUAAUAGGAUCAUGAAUGUGUCGUGAAGGUAUUUGACUUCAUUUACAGGUGAGGGGGGGGGGGAUGUGUGCCAUUCACCUUCGUCUGGCUGCUUGGGUCCAUGAGAGGGCUGCAGAGUGGAGGCCUCCCACCUGUGUUCAGGGAAACGUUUGUGUUGUGGACUCACUGCUGCUUUUAACCAAUGCCCCCCCCCCCCCCCCCUCACUCAACCCCCCUCCCCUCACUCACUCCCCCCUCCUCUUUUGUAUUACUUUCAAUGCCAUUUGUGUUGCAGAAUAAAAAUAUGUAAGUGCUGACCAAAUUAAUUGGCAAGUUAAUGUAUGUUAUUAAAUAGAUUGAUGAUGUCUGCUUAUACGUCCAUAAAAAAAAACUGAAAAAGUAAUCUAAAAGAAGCAGUGCCUGACUAUCUGAGUAUUUGUAAAAUUUCAUGAAAAAUGAUGAAGUCUUGUGGAGCAUGUCCAGUUUUUAUACCAAAAAAUAUUAUUUCUAAUAAAAACG